This is a messenger RNA of Mya arenaria, 2748 nucleotides long. RefSeq lists its product as uncharacterized. The coding region runs from base 401 to 2044 and encodes 547 amino acids. Lineage: Eukaryota; Metazoa; Mollusca; Bivalvia; Myida; Myidae. The transcript is spliced from 6 exons. The record is from RefSeq and is a predicted model, not a curated record.
AUGUGAAUAAAAUCGUCCAGGUGAUCAUUUUAAAUUUGUCAUUGUACAAAUGUUGUUGUUUUUUGUGUAUGUUGUAAAUAAUUAUGAUUUCAUUUGCUGGUAUUAUCUUGUUUGAAAUCUUUGAAAUCAUUGUUUUUUAUACAUACAAUGUAUGCUUCUUUUUAUAUCAGAAGUAACAAACAUACUUCCUUAUUUCAAAAGGGGGAGGGAUGACAUGCUGACAUGUGUUCUAUAACAUAUUUAAUAACCAUGCGUAUAUCUCAAGCUUAAGACAUUUGACAGAAUGAAGUCACAUUUUAUUUUGUAAUCUUAUGAUAACACGUGUUUUCAAAUGCAGUGAACAAGAAUUCGGAAGGAUAUUAGUGAAAUAAAGUUGCGCUGGCGAUAAAUAUUCACUAAAAUGGCGUCAACUCCUGUUUACUGGUUUGAACGGAAAGAAAAUCGUAAUUGGGUGAAACUAGCAGUUGGAUUGAUUAUUACCAAAAGUGGACUUGCAACAUUCGAAGAACAGACAGUGGAAACGUUGAAAAACGACCAAGACCCACUAGGAAGUUCACUUGUUCGCGAUAUUGGACGGAAAGUACGCAACGCAUCAAAAUUUGAAGUCUCUGACGUUGAGAUUAAACAAUGCUUUGAGAACAUGCGAGCUUUAUUCACUGCACCACAACACCUAGCUGUGAAUGCCACUGCACAUGCUACCGUAGCUCAAUUGAACAAGUUGGAGACUGAACAAAUGCAGGUCAAACGCACGGACGUCAUGGAAGCCAUUAAUUUUAUAGAUGAACAACGCUUUAAAGAUGUCGAGAAUGGAGAAAGCAAAGCACUGCUCAUAUUUCAUUGUGCAGCCGAUAAAGCCCUUGCACGUGAAAUAGAGGUCGGACUUAAGUCCUUUGGAUGUUUUCCAAUAAUGAUGGAUAUAACGACUAUGGACAGGUUUGGUGUACAUGCCCUACAGCAUUUAGUUGAUUCGUGUCGUAUUCUUGGUCUGGGUUUGUUUAUUUUCACGAAUGAAACCAGUGACCACUUUCGGAAUUAUGCCAAGAAAGUAAUAUAUGGACUGCCUCCUGACAUGUCAAGUUUGAUAAUACUGGUUCUUCAAUCUAUUACAAAAGAGGAGCUUGGGAUAGAUGAGUCGUUUACAGGGAAGAUAUUUGAAUAUCAAGACAACAAUGAUUUCAACAUCAAGAGCAUUUCCCUUGCAAUAACCGGUGACGUAUCGGCAGUACUCAUAUUUCAUUGCUCAGCCGAUAAAACCCUUGCACAUAAAAUAGGGGUCGGACUUAAGUCCUUUGGAUUUGUUCCAAUAAUUAUGGAUAUAACAAAUAUGGACAGGUUUGGUGUACAUGAUCUAAAGCAUUUUGUUGAUUCGUGUCGUGUACUCAGAUUCGGAUUGUUUAUUUUUACAAAUGAAACCAGUAACCAGUUUCAGAAAUAUGCCAACAAUGCAAUGGUUCAACUUCCCCGGGGUUUAAUAACACUGGUUCUUCAAAAUAUUACAAAAGAGGAGCUUGGAAUUAAUAGAGCGUUUCCCGGGAAGAUAUUUGAAUAUCAAGGCAAAAAUGAUGUCAACAUCCAGAACAUUUCCUCCGCACUUAAGGAAAAAAAGUCUCAAACCAUUUUUUCAUGGAUCCAAGGCUUGUUCCCAUGGUCCAUGACUACACAUGUUGCGAAUAAAUACCUGUACACCAUAUAUGCAAAGUGCGAUUUCGAGCGCGUUAGAGUCGACACUGUUAUCAAGGAUGCAAUUGCAGGGGCAAGCGCAGUCGGAGGCAGCAUUGAUGGUGGUUACGAAUAUUCGCCACGGGUAUCUACUAUAUUCACACAAGCAGGAUUUAGGAAAAUUAUUCCAGAUGACCUUACGGCAAUCCAAUAUGAUACUACAGUCAUUGGAACAAUGUACAUCUGGAUCUACUACGUCGAUGAAAACAAUAUAUACCACUGGUUAUACUCGGGGCUAGGAAGGAGACCGGAUUGCGAUGUCUUGGUUGGACCGGAUGGCAAAAUACAUUAUACCAAACAUGGAGAAAUUUGGAUACAGAAAUAAGGGACUCGUACACAGAUUUUAUGUCGGCUACGAUUUCUAAUUUAACUGUGUUGAACAUAUGUUAUUUUACUUACUUUUAUGAGCAAACGACAAACAACAACUGUCAUUUUCUCUUUUGAAUAGAUAUUUGUAAAUCAAAGACUCAAAUCAUUCAGUUUUCAAUAACAUUACACACGCCUUUCAGCAAGAUGGCUCAUUUUUUAUCACAUAUUUAAAUAACUGUUUACAACUGAGCGUUAGUUUGAAUGACUCCCUUUAAAGCGUACGCAUAUUUGAACGUCUCGGAUAAUACGCUUUCUUUAGAUAUCAAAGGAUGUUAAACAUAAGGAAUAUUUGCUAAAGAAAUUUUGGGCGAAAUGCCUCAAAAAUAAUUUAACCGAUUUCAGUAGGAUAAUUUAUAUAAUAAAAAGUCACGUUAUUUUAAAAUGUACCCCUAUUUUCAAAGAAAAUCAUUUUUCGUUAUUACAGUUUUAUACAAAGUUGGUUUCUUGUGACUUUCUUUCACUACGUCAUAAAUACUAACGGUAUAAACUGACAUUACAAAGAUAAGUUGUAUUAUGUGAUAGCACUUGUGCCAUAUGGGUAUGACGAAAUUGAAAACACUCUUUGUAAUCUAACAUGAUAAAAUAAUCCUUUCUACGUGUUGUGUAUUCAACGGUAGCAAGCGGAUUUGUCCCUCACUAUCAUAUAUUUAUAAUAUUUCU